Messenger RNA from Lichtheimia ornata, 1635 nucleotides. RefSeq lists its product as uncharacterized. The record is from RefSeq and is a predicted model, not a curated record. Bases 1 to 1635 code for a protein of 544 amino acids. Lineage: Eukaryota; Fungi; Mucoromycota; Mucoromycetes; Mucorales; Lichtheimiaceae. The transcript has 3 exons.
AUGUCACAGAACCCCAAAGAUUAUUACAACACAACAGAUUAUGUACCAUCAUCAUCAUCCAGUGGAUCGGGUGAUGCCAAGCCUACAACUACUACUACUACUACAAGUAGCGGGGUGGUUGUGCAUAAACCUGACCAAGUGACAGCGUCACCUAUUGGACCUCCACCACCUUACUCACCACCACCCUCGAACCAUCCUACACGUAGCACGGCUACUGCUGUUCCUAUGACGUAUGGAGCUCUUGGUGGAGAACAACAACAACAACAAUACCCAUCCUCAUCCUCUUCCAACAGGCACGAAAUACCAUCACCAGCACAAGCACCACCAAGAAACCAAAAGAACAAGAAACAAAAGACGUUGAGUCAACGACUAAAAAAGCUAUUCAAGAAAGCAGCUGCUGGUAGUGGUAGCCAUGGCAACGGUGAUAGUAGUGAUGAUGACGACGAUGAUGAUGAUCAUGAUGUACCAAGGGUGGUGACACGGCGUUGCAAACGAUGGGCCAAGUACCUACUGCUUGCCCUGUUUAUUGCGUUGGCGGUUUGGAAGUACAGUGAUCUUGGUUCAUCCACAACACCACCUCCAUUGAUUUCAUGCGAAGGGCUCUCUGCUGUUUAUUGGGAUGAUUUACCUCACGAGCUUGCUGUUGAAAAGAACAUUGAUGUCUCCGUAGAAGGCAAAGUGACUGGGGGUCGUGUGAUGGUGCAUCGAUUGCAGCAAUCUGGCGACUCGGGAUCGGUCCAAGCACGAUUUCGCGUUGCCCCGCCAACAGCUUUAUCAUCUCUUUCAUACUCAUAUCAUCAAGGACGUGAUGCCCAAUUAUCCAUAAAGCUCCCUCCUCAAGAGAGUGAUGUAUGUGUCGAGGUCGAUAUGGAUAUUUGGUUACCAGAAAAAGGUGAAGCGCUACGUGUUGCUGUGCCGAAUGUGGAAGUGCAGUUACUUGACCCCCUUGAAAACAUGGAUCUUGUUGAUGUGCACGCUACCAAUGGCCCAAUCCAUAUGCUUGGUGCAUUCGAAGGCAAGGAAUUACGUCUCAAAUCAUCCAACGGUAACAUCCAAUUGGAUCAACCUGUCAAGAAAGCCGAUAGUGUGGAUUUGCAUACAUCCAAUGCUGCCAUCACAGUGGAUACGAUCACCAGCAAACAUUCUAUUGAUAUGCUUGUGGAUGGUUCAGGAAGCAUCAUGGCCCAAGAUCUCAUUGCCGAUGACAAGGUGAGCCUGCAUACCGCCAAUGAUCAAGUGCGUGUCGAUAGCAGUAUCAAUGCAGCCACAGUGGUCAUUGAGAAUUCGAAUGGCGCAAUCGAUAUUGCACGUGCUGGUGGUGAUGUAGCAUCCUUUGUUGCCAAAACAUCCAAUGCAUACAUUCAAGUGGCACAAUUGCAAACUGAAAAAGAUGCUCAACUCAACCUUGAAUCCAGUAAUGGGCCGAUCACUGCCCAUGUGACAACCGAAUACGAAGGCACAUUCUUGGUAAGCACUUCGGCCUUCAGCACGGCCAAAGUAGAGGAUGUCAAGAAUCAGCUUCAUUAUGACGUGGAGGAGACAAGCACAAAACAAGGAUAUCGAUCGAAACGUGAUAAAGGAAACCUCGUAGCCAAAACAAGCAAUGCGGAUGUACAAGUGAUCUUUGAUGUUUGA